AUGGUGGUGGACUCGAGGCUCUAUGAUGUCUUGGGUGUUGCGCCAGACGCAUCGACUGAUGAAAUCAAAAAAGCGUACAAAAGGCAAUCGCUUGCGAAUCAUCCGGACAAGAAUCCUGGCGACGAAACUGCAUCGCAGCGUUUCCAGGAAGUGGCUAAUGCAUAUGAGACACUGUCAGAUCUUGAUGCACGUGCUGCCUACGAUAAGUAUGGUGAAGAUGGAGGACCCGGAUUCCCUGGUGGUGGCGUUGACAUGGAUGAUGUACUGGCUUCCAUGUUCGGUGCAUCAGGCUUUGGCAUGGGGCCUCGAGCACCGCGCCGUGCGCAGGAUUCUGUGAUUCCAUACGACGUUACUUUGGAAGAUUUAUACAAUGGCAAGACAGCGCAUUUCUCGUUGGAAAAGAAUGUCGUUUGCUCGCAUUGUCACGGAACAGGCGGCAAGCCAGGUACUGUGCAGAAAGACUGUGUUACGUGCGGUGGCAAGGGCCGGCUCCUUCAACAGCGUCAUGCUGGAAAUGGCCUUAUUUCUCAGACAAUGGCUACGUGUUCUGAUUGUAACGGCAAGGGCAAGAAAUACCGAGAAAAGGAUCAAUGCAAAAAGUGCCGAGGCAGGUGUGUCGUUGGUGCCAAAGCGAAGCUGCGCCUCGAUAUCCCGCGUGGUGGUUAUGAUGAGCAGCGCAUAGUGUUUGAGGGUGAGGGCGAUCAGCUUCCUGACACCAAGCCUGCAUCCAUCAUCUUUGAGCUCCAUCAGAAGCCUCAUAGCACGUUCCAAGUUCGGAACUUGGACUUGCUUGCCAACGUUACUAUCACAUUGUCUGAAGCCUUGACGGGCUUUUCUCGUACGAUACUCACACAUCUUGAUGGCCGCCACAUCCAUGUAACACAAAAGAGGGGACAAGUCAUCCGACCUGGUCAGGUAGAUGUUAUUCGUGGUGAGGGCAUGAUGGACCAGCGUUACUACGACCGGAAAGGUGAUCUAUUCAUUCAAUGGAACAUUGAAUUUCCAACUGAUGAAUGGGCCUCAUCUGUUGAUGCAAAGGUACGUGCGUGUUUGUGUGUGUGCUAA
Molecule: messenger RNA, 1065 nt
Organism: Malassezia globosa CBS 7966
Lineage: Eukaryota; Fungi; Basidiomycota; Malasseziomycetes; Malasseziales; Malasseziaceae
Exons: 2
Coding region: 1-1065 (354 amino acids)
Biological process (GO): protein refolding
Cellular component (GO): cytosol; cytoplasm; nucleus
Molecular function (GO): Hsp70 protein binding
Source: RefSeq, a predicted model, not a curated record